Molecule: messenger RNA, 1293 nt
Organism: Cetraspora pellucida
Lineage: Eukaryota; Fungi; Glomeromycota; Glomeromycetes; Diversisporales; Gigasporaceae
Source: the annotation of a GenBank genome assembly
AUGGCAGCUACUCGAAUGCAAACUGACGUUCCGACGCCUCAAGAUUCUCCUGACUUUUCAAAAAAGGAUUGGCCCGGUCGUUGGUCUCAUAUCAAUAAAAUACUGGAUAGGAGAGGUCCCUUUUGUGACAAGAGUUUCAGUCCCGGUCACGGUGAGGACAUUUUACUUAAUCAAUGUAGAGUUCUCGUAAUCGGUGCUGGCGGUCUUGGCUGUGAGAUCUUGAAAAAUUUAGCUCUGUCUGGUUUUAAGGAUAUCGAAGUUAUUGACAUGGAUACUAUCGAUGUCUCGAACUUAAAUAGGCAAUUCUUGUUCAGACCGAGUGAUGUUGGAAGUCCUAAAGCCAAAGUUGCUGCAGAAUUUAUAAUGAAACGAGUUGCAAGUGUAAAAGAUAAAGAUGAUGAUUAUUACCUUGGCUUUCAUUUGAUAAUUUGCGGGCUAGAUUCAGUAGAAGCGCGAAGGUGGAUUAAUGCUACGUUGGUGAACAUCGCACAGGAUGAUCCCGAAAAAAUUCGUGUUCUGAUCGACGGUGGGACCGAGGGUUUUAAGGGUCAAGCCCGUGUAAUCAUCCCGACGGUAACAUCCUGUUAUGAAUGUUCGUUAGAUAUGUUAAAUAAACAAACAGCGUUUCCAAUUUGCACCAUUGCAAAUACACCAAGAUUGCCCGAGCAUUGUAUAGAAUGGGCGUCAGUUAUACAAUGGCCAAAAGAACGUGAAGAUGAAAAAAUGGAUACCGAUGAUCCAACGCAUAUACAAUGGUUAUAUGAAAUUGCGCUCAAAAGGGCUAUGGAGUUUAAUAUUACAGGUGUCACUUAUUCGCUUACUCAGGGCGUUGUAAAAAAUAUUAUUCCGGCAUUUGCUUCAACAAAUGCUAUCAUUUCAGCUGCAUGUUGUAAUGAAGCAUUUAAAAUUGUUACAACCUCACAACCUUACCUGAACAAUUAUAUGAUGUAUAUGGGUAAUGAAGGUUUGUACACUUAUACAUUUGAGCAUCAAAAAAAAGAUGAUUGUCCAGUUUGUGGAAACCAAAACGCAUUCUUGGAGGUUGAUAAAGACAUUACAGUUCAAGAUUUUAUUGAACUUCUUAAAGAAAAGCCUGACAUUCAACUUAAGAAACCAAGCUUAACAACGGACACUAACGAAAAAAUAUAUUGGCAAUCUCCUCCACUCUUUGAGCAACGUACUAGACCAAAUCUAGAGAAGCGAUUAUCAGAAUUGGUUAAAGAUGGUUAUAAUAUAAUAGUUACGGAUACUACACUACCAAUUUCGUUAAAUAUUACUGUUUCCUACAUUUAA